GGUUAUGGACGAUGGUAGGUGAGAGCUUUUGAUGGUGGUAGGUGAGUGCAGUGUGAAUAAAUAGCAGAAUCAAUCUUGUAAAGAUAUUUGCGUUUGGAUUUUGAUAGAAAUGGGUAGCCAAAUGGCUGUCCCUGUGAAUGAGACCUUCUUCAUAUCACAUGGUUCCCCAAUGCUAUCCAUAGAUGAUUCGUUACCUGCCAGACAUUUCUUGAAAUGCUUCAACCAGAAAGUCUUCACCCAGAAACCCAAUUCAAUUUUGGUGAUCUCUGGUCAUUGGGAGACUUCAGAGCCUACUGUGAAUUGCAUCACUGGCCUCAAUGAUACUAUUUACGACUUCUACGGCUUCCCAGAACAGAUGUACCAGCUGAAAUAUCAAGCACCAGGAGCUCCAAAAUUAGCCAAAAUGGUGAAGGAACUGCUCAAGUCAUCUGGCUUCAAUCGAGUGCACGAAGACAAUAACCGGGGCCUGGAUCAUGGUGCAUGGGUGCCUCUUAUGCUCAUGUAUCCAGGGGCUGACAUCCCAGUCUGCCAGCUUUCUGUCCAGACAAAGAAGGAUGGAACUCAUCAUUUUAACAUUGGGAAAGCAUUGGCCCCUCUCAAGGAAGAGGGUGUCCUCAUAGUUGGUUCUGGAUCUGCAACUCACAACUUGAGGGCUUUGCGCGACACUGCUGGCGUCGCUUCUUGGGCUAUGGAUUUUGACAAUUGGCUUAAGGAAUCCCUUGUUAAUGGAAGGUAUGAAGAUGUCAACAACUAUAUGACAAAAGCACCUUGUGCCAAAAUUGCACACCCAUGGCCUGAUCACCUGUAUCCAUUACAUGUAGCAAUGGGUGCAGCAGGUGAAAAUGCCAAAGCUGAACUUAUUCAUCAUAGCUGGAGCAAUCAUGCUCUUUCUUACGCCUCCUACAAGUUUGAGUCACAGCUAAAGUAGCCUUUACUGACGGAAGCAUUUAAUGGCUUCAAUGGUUAUUUCUUUUGAAGGUCUUUGGGAAAGAGUCACUAUGUUGUUGGAGGUACACUAUACCUCCACAAAUCUCACUUUAGUAGAAUUUCACUAGAUAUGUUGUAUCUUUCUGCCGUUUUAAUUUAUGCAAAGCUGAGAGGAGCAAAUGUUGCCAAAAAAACAAUUUGUUUUUUAAAAAAACAAGGGAUCAUGCUAAUCAAGCAGGACUCUGAGCUUGGCACAA
Molecule: messenger RNA, 1184 nt
Organism: Solanum pennellii
Lineage: Eukaryota; Viridiplantae; Streptophyta; Magnoliopsida; Solanales; Solanaceae
Product: 4,5-DOPA dioxygenase extradiol-like
Exons: 1
Coding region: 110-928 (272 amino acids)
Molecular function (GO): ferrous iron binding; oxidoreductase activity, acting on single donors with incorporation of molecular oxygen; zinc ion binding
Source: RefSeq, a predicted model, not a curated record